Messenger RNA from Lingula anatina, 2754 nucleotides. Its product is annotated as solute carrier family 22 member 15-like. NCBI's taxonomy places the organism in Eukaryota, Metazoa, Brachiopoda, Lingulata, Lingulida, Lingulidae. Gene Ontology annotation, molecular function: transmembrane transporter activity. The record is from RefSeq and is a predicted model, not a curated record. Gene Ontology annotation, biological process: transmembrane transport. Gene Ontology annotation, cellular component: membrane.
UAUUGCUAGCAUGUUCUUUUUCUCGGUGCAUCAAAAAUCUCUUACUUUCCAUCAGUCACUUUCUAGCCGAUCACCACUGGCGGUACUAAAAAUAUGCUGUAGGCCUUCUGCAACUGCCCCUCCCCCCCUCAAAACAACAAAAUUCCUAAGUGUACGGCCUCGCAUGCGUAUGAUGCACACUAGUGCAGUAGCUCCGGAUGCAUAUACAGACGUGCCACUACAGAGAGUAGUAAACUUAUGCUGACACCAAGUUCACCAGCUCAAAUUACCAGUUUUCUGUGCACCCGUCAAGGCCUUGCCUAUGAUUAAACAAACUUGUAAUCUCGGAGAAGCUGUUUAUAACCUCGGACUUGAUUACUUCCUUUCGCUGGGUCGUAAGGACACGACCUGAAUAAGCAGUAGCGAAACAAAGCAUGGCAACCGAACACAAGGGUUUCGAGCAGAUAUUUGACCAGAUAGGUGGUCUUGGUCGUCGCCAGCUGGCGAUCUUCCUCGCCAUCAACAUGGGUGAUUUCGUUACGGGAUGGACAAUGCUUGGGCCAGUGUUUUUCUCAGCAGUACCCCAGUGGCUGUGUCCGCAGAUGAACCGGACUUUGAAUAGAACUGACCAUUUGUCAGAACUCGAUGACCUCUACGGGAAUGGAACCAACGAUAGUUCGGCUAUUAUAUUGGAUACCUGCAACUCUGACGGCGGAAUGUGCCCGGGGAUUCAGUAUGUUUCGGAUUUCACUUCGAUCGUUUCAGAGUGGAACCUUAUUUGCAACCUCAAAUACAUCGGUGAUCUGAUCACAACGAUCCAGAUGGUAGGUGUUGUGCUUGGAGCAUUGAUAAUAAGUCAGCUCGCUGAUACAUUUGGAAGAAAACCGGUGUGGUACGCAACUAUCACUUUCAAUGGGGUAGUCGGCUUCGCUAACGCAUUUGCCCCCUUGUGGGAAGUGUUUGCUGCGAUGCGUUUUUUCAAUGGACUGUGCGCCGGAGGUUUAUUGAUAGUGAACUUCGUUUGGGCUCUGGAGUUUACAGGGACAAAAUAUCGUACGAUAAACGGCGCCGUGACCUUCUGGCAGAUCUCCAUUAUGACGCUGACGUUGAUUGCCUAUUUCGUACGUCAGUGGAAGACAUUCGUGAUGAUAACGUCUCUGGCGCCCCCCGUUGUACUAUGGCUGUUCUUCAGGUUUUUACCAGAGAGUCCUCGUUGGCUUGCUAUGCACGACAGGCUUGAUGAGGCUAAGGAGACCAUAGAUGCCAUUGCCAGGAGCAACAAGAAACCUGCCCCGGAUAUGAUUGCGUUGCAAAAGGCAAUCGACGAAGAAAAGCGCCGAUCAGCGCAUGAGAGCAAGUACAGUUUCUGGGAUCUCUUCCGUACCCCUCUCCUGACACGGUAUACACUGAUACUGAUGUUUGUGUGGUUCGUUCAGGCAGCGAUGUACUAUGGGCUGUCUCUGAACGUAAGAAAUCUCCCCGGAGACAUCUACAUCAACACCGUCCUUCUGGCACUGGUGGACUGGCCAGCCACAGCCUCCACAGCCUAUUUAAACAACAAGAUCGGUCGUCGCCCUACGAUGUUUAUGUUCAUGUUAAUUGGAGGACUUGCAGUCUUUUCAGUGAUGUUUGUAGGAGUGGCUGGUAAACUGGAAACCAUGGGAACGUUGGUCACUGUACUGGCUUUGCUGGGGAAACUGGGUGUGUCAGCCGCCUGGGUGGUUAGUUAUCUCUAUACUGCGGAGCUGUACCCUACAGUCGUUAGGAGCAUCGCCUGUGGUGCAGCUUCUAUCUCAGGUAGAAUAGGAGGAGUAGCAGCCCCACAGUUCGCCUACUUGAGCUCUGUCGCCCUGGAAUUACCUUUCAUCAUCUUUGGAAGUUUUGCACUGGCGGCUGCGUUUCUGGGACUUUUGUUACCAGAGACAAACAGACAAGCGCUCCUGGAUGCUCUGCCAGACUGGGCGUGGUGUGGAAGACAGAACCGACAUUCAGACUUCGAUGAUCAGAAUCCAGAUGACGUCAUGAAGUACGGCGCCGUGGAAAAUCCCAACGUGUCUAAGGGGAAUGAAAACACUAGAUUGUGAUGGCUUUAUACAUAUAUUCAUCAUACGUUAUGCUUUGAAAAUAUAUAUAAUGGACGACGGAUCCUUGCGUGGAAUGGUCAGAAAGAGCAUCGCGGAUGAAACAAAGUCCAUCUUGGAGAAGAAAUGUACGGCACUGACACUGUUUAUGCACGUGUUGUAAGCAAUGGAUCUCUGCACUCUUAUUAUAAUCAACAUAUAAUGGAUUUUUCCUUCACCUGCAUCAGCUCAACUCCAUCAUCUGAACACGUCUGCCUCAUGUAUAGUUAUAUUUAUAUCUGCUACCCUCUACCAGGGUUGCAGAGAGAUUUUCACCAAAUUUUCCCGAUUUUCUCAGGCUAAGUCAUGUGCUCAUUUUUGUCCAGCGAGAAUUUUUGCACAGCAUUUAAGAAAUGGCACAGCUGGUUACUGGUACAGAAAAUUUAUCUGCCCAAUUCACGGGGCUUUACAAUACAACUCUAUAUUUUCCACUAUAAAGUCAAUAUCAAGAAAGUAUUUUAUAAAUUUUUUGUUAUAAUGGAAGUAUUAGAAAAUAAAGAACCUUUUAGAAAUAUUUUGUUACGGAUAGAUUCAUCCGUUCCUAGCCUCAGAUUUAUAUGGAAGCUUUGCCUUUUAUUUUGUAUUUGUGUGAAUCAAAUAAAUCGUGCGUUUUUUGCAAAAAUGCUUUUUAUGAAUACCAGAAGACAAUAUUUCU